Molecule: messenger RNA, 1698 nt
Organism: Purpureocillium lilacinum
Lineage: Eukaryota; Fungi; Ascomycota; Sordariomycetes; Hypocreales; Ophiocordycipitaceae
Cellular component (GO): dynactin complex
Source: RefSeq, a predicted model, not a curated record
AUGGCGCGCUCAACUCCAUACACUUACAUACAGUGCCCAUGCUCAGGCUACUCGGAUGCUGAGCAGGGCGACUCGCCCGACGGCUUGAGCGACGACGAGGACGAGCGCACCUUCGACCCCCGCGCCCCGCGAUCCAACUACAGUCUUUACCCCCUCGAAUACCUCCUAUUCUGCGAAGAUUGUCAGCAGAUUCGCUGCCCACGAUGCGUCACCGAGGAGACGGUCACGUACUACUGCCCGAGCUGCCUCUUUGAGGUCCCGAGCAGCAACCUCCGCAGCGAGGGGAACCGGUGCACGCGAAGCUGCUACCAAUGCCCCGUAUGCGUUGGGCCCCUUCAAGUCGGCGCAAUCCAGCCCGGACACGACACGAAUGCGGUCUCUGCCGAAGGCCAGGCCGCAGCCUCUGCGACUGGCCCACUAGCUCUCUUUUGCCAGUACUGCAACUGGACCUCGAAAGAGACAGGCAUUGAGUUUGACCGCCCUGGAGGCAUACACUCGCAGCUCGCCAAGAUGAACAACGGCGGGACACCGAAGCUCACGACCAAAGAUGUCAAGGAGCGGCGCAAGGACAACCCCGACGAGCCUCUCGUGGCCGACGAACAAGUCGACAGCGACUUUCAAUUCGCGAGCCUCAAAGCGUUCUACACCGACCAGCUCGCAGACGCGAGCACUUCGCUGGGCGGGUUGCCUCUGCACGACGGUGUCGGUUUCUCCUCUCCCGCGGCAUUGACACGCAUCAUGUCGCUCUAUACAGGUCGCGGUCACGGCGGGCGCCUGCAAAAGGGUCCCCCUGAUGUCAUGCGCGAGGCGCUCAACACAGAAGAAGGCCUCAAACUCGCGCAGCUAGACGAGUCGCGUCUUAUCAAGAAACUCACUCACGAAGGCUGGGAAGCCACAGCGUCGCGCGAGCAGCGAGAUGCGCAAGUCGACCCGGCAGUACGGUUCCAAGACGACCUCAGACCGAUACCGUACCUCCUCCGCACGAAACGCUCGAAGCGCUGCCCCGUCUGCCGACACAUCAUAUCCAAACCUGAGAACAAGGUCACGUCUACUCGCUUCAAGAUCCGCCUGGUGGCCAAAUCAUAUAUCCCAAACAUCACGAUCCGUCCUAUGCAACCCACUGCGGCCGUGAUUCCCGUGACUUCCCGGCCGGGUAUCGCGGAGGAGUCCCCCCUCAAACCGCUGAGACCAUACCAAUACAUCCUGACAUUCAAAAACCCCCUGUUCGAGAGCAUCAAGGUCACCCUCGCGACGCCAAACGUGACACCUGGUCGCUUCGCUAGCAAGGUGACCAUUCUCUGCCCUCAGUUUGAGGUCGAUGCCAACACGGACAUGUGGGACGACGCGCUCAAAGAGGACGGCAAGGACAGAAGGAGCCGCAGGGGCGACGAUGCCGCCGGUGGCGAGGCGGGCAAGAUAUGGGAGAAAGGACGCAAUUGGGUGAGCAUUGUUCUGGAAGUAAUCCCAGCCUCUCUGCGACCAGAGAACCAGGCCAUUGGCGCCGAGGAUGCAGAUGUGGACGAUGGUCCGCUCAAGGAAGACGAAGACAUUCUAGAGAUACCCAUGUUUGUACGCAUGGAGUGGGAGGCGGACCCGCAGAACGAGGUCAGUGCCGGGCAGAAGGAAAAGGAGGCACGAGAGAAGCGGGAGCUCGCAUAUUGGUGCGUCCUGGGCGUUGGACGCAUCAGUCACGAAUGA